AUGUCUUUCUCAGGGAAAUACCAGAUGGAGUCACAUGACAACUUUGAGUCUUUCAUGAAGGCUGUUGGUCUCCCUGAUGAGCUUAUCCAGGAGGGCAAAGACAUCAAGAGCAUCUCUGAGAUUGAGGAGACUGGAGACCACUUCAAGGUGACUGUCACCACAGGGACAAAGAUCCUCACCAACUCCUUCACCAUUGGCCAGGAGACGGAGCUCGAGUCGCCGACCGGGAGAGGGUCAAUGUGGUCUGUGGUGAUGAGGGAAGGUAACAAGCUGACGGCCAUCCUGAAUGGGAUCGAAUAUGUCACAGAACUUACAGACGCAAACACCCUCGUCAACACCAUGACUCUGUCUGGCAUGUCAUACAAGAGGACCAGCAAACGAAUGUGA
Molecule: messenger RNA, 387 nt
Organism: Oncorhynchus masou masou (cherry salmon)
Lineage: Eukaryota; Metazoa; Chordata; Actinopteri; Salmoniformes; Salmonidae
Product: fatty acid binding protein 1-B.1-like
Exons: 4
Coding region: 1-387 (128 amino acids)
Biological process (GO): fatty acid transport
Cellular component (GO): nucleus; cytosol
Molecular function (GO): fatty acid binding
Source: RefSeq, a predicted model, not a curated record